Molecule: messenger RNA, 999 nt
Organism: Penicillium alfredii
Lineage: Eukaryota; Fungi; Ascomycota; Eurotiomycetes; Eurotiales; Aspergillaceae
Exons: 5
Coding region: 1-999 (332 amino acids)
Molecular function (GO): FAD binding
Source: RefSeq, a predicted model, not a curated record
AUGAGGGACAUCAAAGUCGACGAUGACUUUUUGCCUACCGGGGCGCCGAAGCACAAGGUAGAGGGCCAUGCCGUCACCAUCGCAGCGGGAGUGGACCUAUCGGAGCUCUAUGCUGCAGUGGCGCAACAUAAACGAGUAUUGCUGCGGGCUCUUCUCACAUGGUUGGCGCGGCUGGGGAAGGGACUGGCAUCUGACAAUGCCCUUGAGUUUGAAGUCGUGACGACCAAUGGCACUUUGACCGCUGCGAAUGCGUAUCACAAUACCGAUUUGUUCUGGGCUCUGCGCGGUGGAGGUGGAGGCACGUUUGGAGUGGUCGUCAGCGUCACGGUCCGCACGUUCCCCGAGGUGCCCGUGGUGGUAGCCAAUCUCAACAUCACCACUGGGCUCGGGCUCCCAGCCCUCAAUGAGGCCGGUGGGUCUGGCUAUUAUUUUGGCAUGCCGAUCCUACCACUCAAUGCGACGGCGAGCGUUUCAUCCAUCAUAUCUCUGCUGGUUUUCCCGAACGUCACUGACAAGGCGGUGAUCGACAAGUUGUAUGCACCACUGCAUUCCAAACUGCGACAGAUCCCGGGGGCUGCCGUGCAAUACACGUUCAUUCCCUUCCCUACUGUCAACUCGACCUUUUCCACCAUGCUUCUCAUCAGUUUCAAGGCCGGCGAAGGCUUCACCGGCCAUGUGGUCGCGGGUUGCGCCGUUGCAACUAAUGCGGACAAUAUUGACAGCGCGGUAAAUCCGGCCUGGAGGAAGACCGCCACUCACAUGCUCUUCGGGAGAAGCUGGAAUGACAACUCAACCCUGGCACAGCAAAAGGCACUCAUCAGGAAUACGACUGACGCGGAGGUACCAAUCCUUCGAUCCGUGGAAGGUAAAGAUCAUAUGGGUGGGGCGAUAACUACCCCCGUUUGUAUCGCCUCAAGCAAAAGUGGGAUCCCACGGGAUUCUUCAUUUCACGCAAAAGCGUGGGCAGCGAGGACUGGGUCGAUGUCGGCCUCUGUUUGA